AACAAACUCGUCUCAGUUUGUGGUCUGGGAAAGGAUUUUCGGUAAACUUUUAGGCUGUUUCUCCUGUGGCCUUAAGUAUUACCUUUCUUAUUCAUCAUGGCGAACCACAAUGAUAAACGGAGACAGUUGGAUGAUGAAAUGAGCAGGUUUGAGGCAGAGAUAUCAGGACCUCCUGGUAUUGGUGCAGUACCUCCUCUGCAGCCUCCACCAGCACCUCCCAGAGGGGUAAUAGGGGCAAAGACAUACACACAGGUCCAGCAGCGUCUCCAACAGCAGCAUCCUGAGCCUCCAGGGACAGGUGGUCCUCCUGGAAUGGGUGGCCCACCUGGCCCUCCUCAUGGCCCUCCUACUCUUCCCCCAGUCCCAGGGGGGCCAAAUAGCAACAGUGCUGUUGGGUACAUUGGUCCACAGAUGCCGGGUGGUAACAGCGGCAUGCCUCAGCAACAGCAGUCACGGCCGCCUCCCCCUCCUCCCCCUGGCUUCAUUCCCCCACAACUCAACCGACAACAUGUGCAUAAUAAUAUGAUGAAUGAUGGGCAUCAGAUGGGUCACAUGAUGGGUGGUGGCCCUCCUGGUUAUAUGAGGCCUCCAGGGCCACCUGGCCACCCUGGGCACCCAGGUCCACCAGGACCACACAGCUAUGGCCCACCAGGAGGCCCACCUGGCCCUCCAGGUCAUGGUCCUCCUAAUCCUGGUCCUCCUCGACCUCCAGGACCAGCUGGUCAUGUACCCUCUGGACCCCCAGGCAUGGGGCCCAUGAUUCCCCCUGGUCCCCCUGUUUCUCAUGGCUCACACUUGCCGCCAGGCUCCUCUGGGCCCUCUCCCCAGACAUUUGGGCCUCCAGGCUCCCAGGGGCCCUCCUCAAGGCCCUCCACAUGGGCCACCUGGCCCACCCCUUCGAGGGCCUCACCCCCCACCUCCUCCUCCACCUGGCAUGUUACAGUCACAACAACUGCAUGGGGCACCAGUGGCUGCUGCUCCCUUUCGUCCCGGCUGUUAUCUCCAAACCUCCAACUGUUAUCAGGUACACUAAUUCAUUCAGCUCCCAAGCUGUACACGUCCCAACCCUCCAAAAAUGAGGCCAAGCAAGUUGAAGUCCCGCCUGCAGGUCCCACCCCACAGAUGGUCAGUGUGAUGCCAGAUGGUCCCCCUGAACCCAAGAGGAAGAAACUUAACCCAGAUAUGAACAUGAUGGCUGCAGCACAAGCCAAUCAGCAGCUGACCCAUGCCCAGGAGAUGGCUGAAAAGGUUCGAGCAAGUACUGUAACCACCACAGUUUCAAAGCCUGAGAAUCCUAACCACAGGAAACCUAAAAAGAUGCUGAGAUGCGCAGGAGGACAGAUCUGGGAGGAUCAGUCUCUUACCGAUUGGGAUCCAGAUGAUUUCCGGAUAUUCUGUGGUGAUCUCGGUAAUGACGUUACCGAUGAGCUGCUCACACGCUACUUUAGCCAUUUUGCUUCCUUUGUCAAGGCAAAAGUUGUCAGAGACAAGCGCACCAAUAAAAGCAAAGGUUAUGGCUUCAUCAGCUUUAGUGAUCCCCAGGACUACAUUAGAGCAAUGAAAGAAAUGAAUGGGAAGUACGUCGGCUCGCGGCCCAUCAAGCUCCGCAAGAGCACGUGGAAGGACCGCAACGUGGACAUGGUGCAGAAGAAGCAGCGGGAGAAACAGCUGUUGGGACUCAAGUAGAUCGGAACGUUGGGGAACGUCUUUGGGGUUUUCCACAACGGGUCCCCUUACGUACCAGACUCGGGAGAGAGUGAUGGGGGGGAGAGAGGGUUGAAGGAGAUGCAUAAUAGAUAUAACUUGUAUUUUGUUUAUCAUUUUUAUUAUCAUUUAUAGAACACAAGGUGGAAGACAAUCAAACUCACGAAAUCCAGGUAUGAUGAAUUGAUUAGUGUUGUGAGAGCAUCAUCGAAAACUAUGUUUGGUGAUAUUAUUAUUUCUGUUUUCAUUAUGUUUUACAGGACUAAGUUUUACGGAACUUAGACGCCUCCCCCUUAACACCCAAAGUGCAAAUCGGCAAAUAGUGUACAUAGACCAUAAAGCUCUACGUGAGAAGGUGAAUGGAGAGCGCGAUUGUGAGGCUGAAGACAUGCAUUGUACAUAGUGUGUGAAACGGUGCCUCACACUGCCUUUGUUUUUAUCACGUGUUUUCCUAACGUAAGGGACACUGGGCCAUGCAACAGGUCUAGGCUAAUCUGAAAUGUGUUUUAUGGUUUGGCGUAGGAUGAUACUGUUACGUAGCAUUAUUUAUCGCCUAAAUAUAUAAUGUAUAAUGUACAUAUUAAAUAAUCCUAUUUUUAUAAGUGCCUACCAGCCCCCACCUUUGCCGGUGGAAGAUUGCUUCACCCUUGGUCGCAGGGGGAAAAAAGCGAGGAUUUCGCUAGACUCCUCCGUUUUAGUGUCUAAUGUAUUAUUGUAUUCGACUGUUUUUUUACGGCGAAUACGACGGAAGACCACUUCUGCCGCAGCCGCCACUUUCAGGUCCCGAGUCUGAAUCGAUAAACGCUGAUGUUAAGUUGUAUUUAUAGACAAAAUAAAAUAUAACAACAUCG
Messenger RNA from Penaeus monodon (black tiger shrimp), 2555 nucleotides. Its product is annotated as RNA-binding protein 42-like. Gene Ontology annotation, molecular function: mRNA binding. The record is from RefSeq and is a predicted model, not a curated record. Lineage: Eukaryota; Metazoa; Arthropoda; Malacostraca; Decapoda; Penaeidae.